AUGGAACUAAUUGUCAAAAUGAUAUUGAUCAUCACCAUGACCAUGGCUUUGUCCAUCACCCUAACCAUGAAAAGCAUUACUAACCAUCAAGAAGAAGAAGAAAAGCCCCUAUUCUUGGCAACAACUUCUUCCGGAGAGCUAUCCGGUGCCAUUGACAACCAUAACAAACUCAUACUGCCUUCAAAAAGGGUAAGUCGCUUCCUCGCUGAGAAGAAGAACCCUAGAGCUGCCGAUCACUGCCACAAGGACCAUGAAAUCUGCUACGAAAUAGAUGGAGGGAAGAACUCAACCUGCUGCAACAACAAGUGCGUAGACUUGUCGACGGACAAACACAACUGCGGUGCAUGCAAGAAGAAAUGCAAGUUCCCAGAGACUUGUUGCAGAGGGAAGUGUGUGUACUUGUCGUUGGACAAAAGGCAUUGUGGAGAAUGCAACCACCGGUGUAAACCCGGAGAGUAUUGUUUCUAUGGUAUGUGUAGCUACGCAUGA
This is a messenger RNA of Ziziphus jujuba (common jujube), 489 nucleotides long. Its product is annotated as stigma-specific STIG1-like protein 1. The record is from RefSeq and is a predicted model, not a curated record. NCBI's taxonomy places the organism in Eukaryota, Viridiplantae, Streptophyta, Magnoliopsida, Rosales, Rhamnaceae. The transcript has a single exon. Bases 1 to 489 code for a protein of 162 amino acids.